This is a messenger RNA of Homarus americanus (American lobster), 2885 nucleotides long. RefSeq lists its product as uncharacterized. The transcript is spliced from 5 exons. Bases 121 to 1674 code for a protein of 517 amino acids. Lineage: Eukaryota; Metazoa; Arthropoda; Malacostraca; Decapoda; Nephropidae. The record is from RefSeq and is a predicted model, not a curated record.
CGUUAACUCAAACACUAGACGGGAGAGGCUGGACCAGUCCUCCAGAGUAGCUGAAGUCUGCCAGACGAGCUUGUGUGUGUUAGCUGCCGACGCCUUCUGUAUCUUUGUGUGAGAUAAAAAAUGUUUACAAUUAUGAGACCAGCGGUGAGAGUGUGGGGGGUGGCAUCAAGCACUCCACCAUCUACGCGGAGGUCUUUCUACUUGGCGAGGACAUUAGGCUCGUAUAACAGUAUCCCGUCCUUCGCGCCCACUUCUACAUCAUUAUCAAGCGUGGAUGUGAGGGAACUGAGCGAGAAGGCCAGAUGGUUGGGGCCGCUGAACCUCAAUUCUCACCUGUACUUCGAGGCACACAAGGUGGGCGCAAAACACUCUGGUAUAGUGAACAACAUAAGCACUGCACGACCUAUCCACCACCAGAACAUGGUCGAUACCCUCCUUCAUCUCUGCAAGAAGAUACCCAUCCUGAGGGUGAACAUAAAGCCACGAGGCGGACAACCCUGGUACUACGAAGACGAACACAUCAACUUAGAUUUUCAGGUUUUAGAGGAAGGAGCCAACCCUUCAGAAGAGUUCCAAAAGCUCAGCAAGGAAGGCUUGGGGACAGAGGAUGCCCCCUUGAUGAAAGUUCGGAUGAUCCCUGGGGUGACGGACGCCUCCUGCGCCUUCCCCGAGUAUAACAAAGACUUCCCCCAUCAAUACGCCAUCAUCUUCUUCGUGCACCACUCCAUCAUGGACGGUACCAGUAUGGCCUAUAGCUUACGGGGGUUUGUGGAAGUACUUGACAGAGUUUUGCGUGGCCAGAGUGUUGACAAUACCAAACAAAUAGGAGUAUUUGUUUCACACCAGGAGAUCACAGAAAAAGAACUGCUGAUUGAGAAGAUGUUGAACAAUGAUCAAGGACGAUUGAGGGAGUUGAAACAAGAAGUUCUAGCAAGCACCAAAUCGCCUGAAAUAUUAAAAGGUUAUCCUGCGCCUGGGGGACCUAACCCGACCACUCACUUUCUUCACCGCGAGAUUCAGCCAGAAAGGUUCCACAAGAUCUACCUCCGGUGUAAGCAACACGGUGUAACCUUUUACACUGCCUUGCAGGCUGCUGUAAACACCGCUAUAGUCGAACUACUGAAGGAGGCGGGAAUCCACGAUGAAGACUUCAAUAUCAGUGUCUCCAAUAAUACCAACCUGCGGCGAUAUAUGGCAAGGCGCCCUUCACCAAUACUUGGGGUACACGUGUACCACACCACGCAACUUGUCAAUGUUAGUCGAAAUGUGAGGGAAAGUUUCUGGAACUUUGCUAAAAUAAUUGGCAGUGACCUGAAAACUCUCCUUACUUCAGAGGCGUCGCUGGUACAGAGUGUGGUGCGGAGGAUGACGCUGCCGCCCAUCGACCCGACUACUUACUUCAGGACUCCUCCACCCUUGACAAGCGACUACCUCUUUACCAACAUGGGAGAUGUGUCUGCCAUGAUUGGUGGUGAUACUCACAGUGUCCGUGUCACAGGCAUAUAUAAUGUUAGUGAAAUACACAACGCGUCAGUUAUGUGUUUUCAUUCUACGCACACAUUCCGUGGUAAGCCUCUCUACACGUUUACUUACGCCUCCAACUACAUGACGCAUGACACAGCAGAGAGGCUGGUCAACAUGAUCUUCACCAUCCUAGACGAAGUUAGUGAAUAAUGCCUUCAAAAUGCAUGAUGCAGAGACCUGUUCUACCCAACAUUACCAGGUGUUAUUGACUGAAAGAAGUAUACCCUCUAUUUUCUUAUAUCUCUGUUAUUUUUUAUGAGAGAAAGAGAGUUCAACAAGCUAGCCAGCCUGAACCCUAGUGCGCGCGACAGACAGGUUCAGGGGGACAGGAGUAGAUUUACCUUUACGGUUAAUCCUUUCCUGUUCAUAGUUUGUUCCAUCCUUUCUUUAGUUUGUUACAUCCUUUCUUUAGUUUGUUCCAUCCUUCCUUUAAUUUGUUCCAUCCUCUAUCUAUUUUUUUUCAACCUUUCUUUACUUAGGUCCAUCCUUUCCUUAGUUUGUUCCAUCCUUUCUUUAGUUUGUUACAUCCUUUCUUUAGUUUGUUCCAUCCUUUCUUUAGUUUGUUCCAUCCUUUCUUUAGUUUGUUCCAUCCUUUCUUUAGUUUGAUCCAUCCUUUCUUUAGUUUGUUCCAUCCUUUCUUUAGUUUGUUCCAUAAUUUCUUUAUUUUUUUGCCUUUCACUAGACUGUUUACAACUUGCCCAUUGUAAGCACUAAGACUGGAGAACAGGUUUAAAGCAGCCAAGUCACCAAGAGUCUUAGGUUAGGUUAGGUGAUGUUUGGCUGGUGUUAUUACGACCUGGGAUUAUUUAUGUAAGUUUGAUGGGGAAGUAUCAUGUUUAAAUUUAGAAGUGUGAGUGUAGUGGAAAAUUAUACAGACGAAUUAGGUCAGUUAAUAGAGUGAGUUAGAUACAAAGAGUUGACACUAAAUCGAUGUUCUAGUUCACUUUGCAUAAGUAAACUUGACCUGAGGAUAUAUUUUUAUCAUAAUUUGUGUUGUUGGUGUUGACUCAUACUCAUAGUCAUCAUGCUACUGAAAACAUAGUAAACCCAUAGAUGACAAAGUAUGUAAUUAAAGUAAACUAAUACUAAAGUUAUAUCUUUAAAAUUUUCUAGUAUAAUUGAUGCUAUAUUACAUAAACUCCAUAAUAUAUUAUAAUUCAAGUGUUCUUACUUUAGUAUACUUACCUAUAUGUAUCUGUAUUGUAAAGACAAAUCCCAUACCCAGGGUUAUUAUGUGAUUACUUAAGCGUUAAUGUACUUGUUUCCUAUUUAUAAUUUCCAUACAAUCAUUAUUGGAUUACAGUAACACACAAUUCAUAUAUUGUACUUUUUAUUGCAAUAAAUUCAUACCACCGCAUCAA